AUGGCUACGUUCGCUCGUGGAGUGAAGUUAUUUCGCGAUGGCCAAUAUCAGGACGCAGUCGACUGCUUCUCCGAAGUUUUGGAACUUGGAGGUGACAAGUUCAAGAUAUACGACUCUCGCGCGGCUGCGUACCAAAAGCUAGACAAGCUCAAGGACGCGUUGCGUGAUGCGAAGGCAGUCAUAGACCUACAACCCGACAGGUGGCAGGGCUAUGCGCGGUCCGCCCGUGUAUUUUGCCAAGCGCGCAAAUACGAGGCUGCUACUCGCAUGGUAGAGCUCGCGCUCGAGCGCAUGCCCCCAAACCUCGAUCGCCGACGAGACGAAAUGGUCCUCCUGCAGGAAGAGAUUGCCACAUCCCAGGCUGCUGUAGCAAAGGCGAUAUCCAAGAGGACGUAUCACUUUGGCAAGCUACCCGUGGAGAUCGCGGCGGCCAUGUUCUCUAUGGUCCUCGAAGAUAAUCACGCGUAUGUCGUUACGCUCGCACAGGUCUGCCAGAACUGGCGCCACACCAUCCUAGACACACCGUCCUUCUGGUCAACGCUUGUCCUAGGCAACCGACAUCCUAAACGCAAAGUGAAGUUCUGGCGGGAACGCUCGCGAGGCCGGAUACACGAGUUGGCCGUACUAGACACAUUCACGGACUUCAUACCCACAUUCGAGGAACUACGCUCUGUGUCGAUGGACACUCUCCGUUCAAUCCGAUUGGACGCCCAAGCUUUGACCCGGGUGCUUAAAAAUUUGCCUAACGUGACGCCCCUUGUCCUUGCCUCCCUUCACCAAGUCGUUCUGCACGCGCCUUCCAUGGACUUCCUGAAUCUGGUGGAUGUGCCCGAAUACAAUUGGCGCGUACUAGAACUCACCAACGUUCUCAUCACGGACUACUACGCUCUCGCAUGCCGUCUGUUACAAUUAGAAUCCCUCUCACUCUCAAACUGCCCCUCUCACGGCUCCUGGGACGACUUGCUUUGGCUCCUCUCACGUAACCCAAAACUCGCCCGGCUAGAUCUCACUGCCUUCGACCCCGUCUCCUUGAAUUUUACGAACGAGCCUGGAGACAGGGAGGAACUCCCUGCCAUCAUCACCGUGCCGAGCCUCGUAGACAUCCGUAUCGAGGACACCGACCAGCUCGCGAACGUCAUCCUUCCACGUCUCAUCGCCCCUUCCCUCGCCUCUCUCCGCAUCUUGCAGCAUCGCCAACGUCUCGACGGCUGCCUUAGCUGGCUCGCGGCCGGCCCCGCCGCCACUCUGACCACGCUCUCCAUCCAACGCUCGGCAUUGAACGUGCAGGCUCUCCUCGACGUACUCCCCGUCGCGCUCGCGCUCGAGACGCUGGAGCUCACGCACGUUUGCGACGUGGCCCUCCCCGUUCUAAAGGCCCUAGGCACCCUCAUAGAGGUCACCGGCCCUACGGAGAACCACGCCAUCGUGCGCCGCGUCCGCUGUCCCAACCUCCGCAAACUUGACAUAUCACACUGUCCAGACGUGGUGGCCUGGCCCGUCAUUGCGUUGGUGAAGCUGCGCCUUCCAGAGGCGCAACCCCCUCCUCCGGAUGAAACGUCGAUAGAAACAAAGGACGCAUGGCCGCCAGUACGGAGACUAGAGUCGCUCGUAAUUGACGGCUGCCCGGACAUGGAUGCGGACAAGCUCCCUUGGCUACGAGCGGCCGUCCCGUCCGUCAGUUGCGUGUACCUCACUCGGAAGACUGCCAAGUGGCGACGAUGA
Trametes versicolor FP-101664 SS1 is the source of this 1722-nucleotide messenger RNA. RefSeq lists its product as uncharacterized. Gene Ontology annotation, molecular function: Hsp90 protein binding. The record is from RefSeq and is a predicted model, not a curated record. The coding region runs from base 1 to 1722 and encodes 573 amino acids. NCBI's taxonomy places the organism in Eukaryota, Fungi, Basidiomycota, Agaricomycetes, Polyporales, Polyporaceae. The transcript has 3 exons.